Messenger RNA from Pomacea canaliculata, 1547 nucleotides. Its product is annotated as neurocalcin-delta-like. The coding region runs from base 187 to 822 and encodes 211 amino acids. The transcript has 3 exons. Gene Ontology annotation, molecular function: calcium ion binding. The record is from RefSeq and is a predicted model, not a curated record. Lineage: Eukaryota; Metazoa; Mollusca; Gastropoda; Architaenioglossa; Ampullariidae.
CCUUACACGACUUGCUGGGACGUGACAAUUCCUCCCAGUACCUCCGCCAACCGUCAGUGGAGCAGCAGUCGACAGUCAGACCAGCGAGUUCUCAGGUCGCCAUCUUUCUUGAAACCGUUGGAACGUUCACUAAUCGUAAUUGAACACAGCACCACGCCAUCUGCUGCUUUCUCCUCUCCAGAAAUCAUGGGACAGAAAAGCGGAAAAUUAACGAAACAACAGACACAGUCGCUGCAACGGCUCGUCAGCUUCUCAGAGGAUGAAAUACAGGAUUGGUGGCAGGAGUUCAUUCGGAGUGCAAAGGUCAGUUCUGGAUCAAAACCAUUCUUGACUCAGAAAGAAUUCAUCGAGGUGUACAACACAGUGUACCCGGGUAACGGAGAGGAAUAUGCCAAGCACAUCUUCAGGACCUUUGACCAAAAUGGCGACGGGAGAGUGGACUUCCGGGAGUUUCUCCUGGGUCUGUCCAUCACCAGCAGCGAAAAGGAGGAGAAAAAGCUGCGCUGGGCUUUCCAGUUGUACGACAUCAACCAGUCUGGAUUCAUAACAAAAAAUGAGAUCAUUGAGAUCCUUCAGGCCAUAUUCAAAAUGAAUGGUCUCAACCAAUCGUCGACAAAGAGCGCCGGCUUGGGUACACCUGAAGAACUGGCGUCCAGCCUCUUCGAGGUGAUGGAGACAGACGGCGACAACAGCAUCUCGUGGUCUGAGUUCCGCAGCGCCGCCACGCGGUGCUCGCUGAUUGUCGACCUGCUGCAGUGUUCUCCGGGGCCAGAGUUCGAGGCUGUUCUCAAGCAACAUUCAAACAACGAAGUGUUUGAAUGAUAGACAGUAGUCAUCCCCGACUUCACGCCCUCAACACGCAUGAAUAAUCAUCACAUCACAACAGGCGACCCUUAAGGCUCUCAGGUCGAAGGUAGGAGGGAUGGGUGAAGAACAUGUGACAAGUUGUCAGAAGGAUGCAGCACGAGGCCGUUGUGGCAGUUAAACAACCUGAGGAGUUAGUGACAGUUGCCUGACUGUCAUCGCUACCUGUGCCGUGUGACACUACUGACAUGUCAGGACACAAAACCACUGGUGCUACGAUGGUGCCUGGUGCACAGAUUGUGGUCGAACAUCGUAAAGAGCUUUGUAUUUCAGUAUUCGUCCGAACUCAGUGCAAUUAAUGGGAAUAGGCUGAGCACAACAUGUAGCUUAUUUUAUUUAUUUAUUUUUGAGACGCGUUCUGGCAGAAAAUUCGAGACUUGACAAGGAGGAGGCUAACUUUUAUGGAACAUUUCAGUUACUCCGCUGAGUUGCAUACAUGUGUUAGCAAGUGUCUGUGUGUGUGUGUAAAAUAUGUGAGUGUGUGUUUAUCUAUAAUUUAUAUGUAUACUUGUGUGUGUGUGAAUUAUAUGUGACUGUGUACAGAAGUUAUCCUAAUAUCCGGGCGCUUGUUUGUCUGUAUUUAAAGAUAUGGUAGAGUAUGUUAGCCCGAGGACUUGUCAGCAGAUGCCUGUGUGAAUAUGUGAAUAUGCUAAUAUGUGAAUAUAUGAAUACUUAUUAAUAUG